Messenger RNA from Anguilla rostrata (American eel), 6867 nucleotides. Its product is annotated as death-associated protein kinase 1-like. Bases 247 to 4575 code for a protein of 1442 amino acids. Gene Ontology annotation, biological process: protein phosphorylation; intracellular signal transduction; positive regulation of apoptotic process. The record is from RefSeq and is a predicted model, not a curated record. Gene Ontology annotation, cellular component: cytoplasm; nucleus. NCBI's taxonomy places the organism in Eukaryota, Metazoa, Chordata, Actinopteri, Anguilliformes, Anguillidae. The transcript is spliced from 26 exons. Gene Ontology annotation, molecular function: ATP binding; protein serine/threonine kinase activity; TIR domain binding.
GUAUAAUAUUAUACACGGAUUUAUAUGUACUCAAACACCCACACACAUGCAGAGCGGAACAUCGGCAUUAAAGCGAGCAUAGUUUGUAGCUUACGUUAUUCAUAAUUGUCCUUUUAAAUUAAAUGUGAUGACUUCUUGUACCCACUGGAAGCUGUGCAGAUUUUUCCAAAGACUAAAAUGAGGGACGAUUCUCUACAAAAAUGAAAGGUUAAGAGGUUGAAAGAUAAACAUUGGUGAAAUCGACGGAUGCUGAUUCGGGAAUCUCGUUUCAUCAUGACACCAUUCAGCCAAGAGAAUGUUGAGGAAUACUAUGAAAUUGGAGAAGAGCUUGGAAGUGGUCACUUUGCAGUGGUGAAAAAAUGCAGAGAGAAAGGCUCAGGUGUGGAGUUUGCGGCCAAAUUUAUCAAGAAGCGGCGUGGCAAGUCGAGUCGGCGGGGCGUGGCCAGAGAGGACAUUGAGCGAGAGGUCAGCAUCCUCAAGGAGAUUCAGCACCCCAACAUCAUCACAUUGCAUGAUGUGUUCGAGAACAAGGCCGAGGUCAUCCUAAUUCUGGAACUUGUGGCCGGUGGAGAGCUCUUUGACUUUUUGGCAGAGAAGGAGUCUCUGACAGAGGAGCAGGCCACCAAAUUCCUGAAGCAGAUCCUGGACGGCAUCCUCUAUCUGCACUCUAAGCAGAUUGCCCACUUUGACCUAAAGCCAGAAAACAUUAUGCUGCUGAACAGGACUGCCCUUCACCCACGCAUAAAGCUCAUUGACUUUGGAUUGGCCCACAAGAUUGAUUUUAGCAAUGAUUUCAAAAACAUUUUUGGGACUCCAGAAUUUGUUGCUCCAGAAGUGGUGAACUAUGAGCCACUUGGCCUGGCAGCUGACAUGUGGAGUGUUGGUGUGAUCACCUAUAUUCUCCUGAGUGGUGCUUCUCCAUUCCUGGGUGAUAGCAAACAGGAGACGCUGGCCAAUGUCUCUGCCGUGAAUUACGAGUUUGACGAGGAGUUCUUCAGGAACACCAGCAGCCUGGCCAAAGACUUCAUCUCAAAGCUCCUCAUCAAGGACCCAAAGAAAAGGAUGACCAUCCAAGAUAGUUUACAACAUCCUUGGAUCAAGCCAAAGGACACACAGCAGGAACUCAGCAGGAAGGAAUCAGCUGUCAACAUGGAGAAGUUCAAGAGGUUUGCUGCUCGCAGGAAAUGGAAGCAAUCAGUGCGGCUCAUCUCCUUAUGUAAUCGCCUGUCAAGAUCCUUUCUGUCCAGGAGCAACAUGAGCAUCUCCCGCAGUGAUGAUACUUUGGAUGAGGAAGACUCCUUCGUCAUGAAGGCAAUCAUUCAUGCCAUCAACGAUGACAACAUGCCAGGACUGCAGCACCUUCUAGGAUCCCUGACAAGCUAUGACGUAAACCAGCCGAACAAGCAUGGUACACCUCCUCUGCUCGUCGCUGCCGGCUGUGGAAACAUCCGGAUCAUAGAUGUGCUCAUGAGGAAAGGGGCAGAGAUCCAGGCCCAUGACAAGUCAGGAGCAAAUGCCAUUUGCUACGCUGCAAGAAAUGGCCAUGUGGAAACCCUGAAAUUCCUGCAUGGAAAGAACUGCCCUCUGGAUACCCAAGAUAAGUCUGGAGAGACUGCCCUGCACGUGGCAGCCAGGUAUGGCAAUGUGGAUGUAGUCCAGUACCUCUGCAGUAUUAAUGCCAACCCAAACCUUCUAGACAGGGAACACGAGACGCCCCUGCAUUGUGCGUCCUGGCACGGUUACGCCUCUGUGGCCAGGGCACUCUGUGAGGCAGGCUGCCAUGUUGACGUGCAGAAUCGGGAGGGGGAGAGCCCGCUCCUCACGGCCUCUGCCAGGGGCUUCCGGGAUAUCGUGGAGCGUCUGCUGGAGCACGGGGCUGAUCUCAACUCAACAGACAAGGAUGGUCAUGUGGCCCUGCACCUGGCUGUGCGCAGAUGUCAGACAGCUGUCGUCAAAUGCUUGCUCAGUCACCGCUGCUGUGUGGAUGUCCAGGAUCACCAUGGUAACACCCCACUGCACAUUGCUUGCAAGGAUGGCAACCUGCCCAUUGUGUCAUCCCUCUGCAGCAGCAGUGCUGCGCUGGACAUCCCCAAUAAGCAUGGGAGAACACCUCUUCACCUGGCUGCAAACAAUGGGUGCCUGGAGGUUGUACGAUAUCUUUGUGCUGCGGGUGCUAAUACAGAUGCCAUAACCAGUGAUGGGAGCUCUGCCGAAGACCUGGCCAGGAUGGCGCAGCAUGAACAUGUCGCCGCCCUGCUGGCGAAGCUUAAAAAGGAUACGCACAAAGCCAGCUUCGUCCAGCAGCUGCGGCCCACACAGUCCCCUCAGCCCCGGGUAAAGCUCAAGUUGUUUGGGCACUGUGGGUCAGGGAAGAGCACCUUACUGGAGUCCCUCAAGUGCGGACUUCUCCGGAGCUUCUUCAGGCGGAAGAAAACCCGAAUAUCUUCCAACAACCUCACCCGCUUCCCCCCAUCACCCACAUCCGCCACACCCACUGUAUCCCUGAGCAUUUCCAGUUUAUACCCGGGGUGUGAGAACGUGAGCGUGCGCAGUCGCAGUAUGAUGUUCGAGCCCAGCCUCACAAAGGGUGUCCUGGAAGGCUGUUCCCCCACACAUGGCUCCCUCUCCACCAGUGAUGAUCAGUCCACCAAGGCCAUUGACAUCCAAAAUGCCAACAUUAACGGAGUGGGAGACUUCAGCGUGUGGGAGUUCUCUGGUAACCCAGUAUACUACUGCUCCUAUGAUUACUUUGCUGCCAAUGACAUCACAUCGGUGCACCUGGUACUCUUCAGCCUGGAGGAGCCUUACGAGACACAGCUCAGUCAGGUCACCUUCUGGCUUAACUUUCUCAAGUCCAUCCACCUUCCGGAGGACGACAUUGCCUUUGGUGGAAGGGUAAAGAACGCUCUUCAUGUUGUGCUGGUGGCCACACAUGCAGACAUUGUGAACGUGCCACGCCUCCAUGGGGGGGAGUUUGGCUAUGACAAGGAGGUGUCACUGUUGAAAGAAGUCAGAAGCAGGUUUGGGAAUGAUUUUCAGAUCUCUGAGAAGCUGUUCGUGAUGGAUGCUGGAGCGUCCGCCUCCAGGGAAAUGAAACUGCUCAGAAAUCACCUGCAAGAGCUGAGAAGCGCCAUUAUAUCAACGUGCCCACCCGUGACUCAGCUGUGUGAGAAGAUUGCCUCGAUCCUGCCCUCCUGGAGGAGGCUCAGGGGGUCCAACCAGCUGGUGUCCUGGCAGCAGUUUGUGCUGGAUGUUCAGGAGCAGAUUAACCCUUUGGUCAGCGAUGAUUCGCUGAGGGAGGUCGCCUUUCAGCUGCACAGCAUGGGAGAGAUCAAUAUUGCGCAGAGUGAAACGGUGCAGGACAUGGUGCUGCUGGACCCACGCUGGCUGUGCAGCGGCGCUCUUGCCAGGAUCCUUUCCGUUGACACACCCAAGGCCAUCCACCACUACAGGGGGCGUUUCCUCCUGGAGGAGGUGCAGGGCUUGGUGGCAGAGAGCGAUGUGGACGAGCUGCUGCAGAUCCUGGAUGCCAUGGACGUGUGUGCCCGAGACCUCAGCAGCCCCACCAUGGUGGACAUCCCCGCCCUGGUCCGGACCAACGGGCUGCGGCGCUCCUGGACGGAAGAGGAGGACGAGGAGGUACUGGUCUACGGCGGGGUGCGCGUGGUCCCUGCAGAGCACCUGACUCCCUUCCCCUGCGGCCUCUUCCACAAGUUGCAGGUCAACCUCUGCCGCUGGAGCCACCAGCAGAAGCCAGAGGACGGUGACAUCCGGCUGUGGGCUAACGGAGCCAGAGUAUUGCACGGGCGCGCCGAGGCAGUGGUGCUGCUGGUCAACCACGGGCAGGGCGUGGAGGUGCGGGUGAGAGGGCCCGACUCUGACAGGGCCGGCUGCUACACUCUGCUGGACCUGAUCUGCGGCAUCAUUGAUGGCCUGUUGGCCGCCACGCUCCCGGGCCUCCUGACCGUGAAGCAUUACCUGAGCCCCCAGCAGCUGAGGGAGCACCACGAGCCCAUGAUGAUCUACCAGCCGCGUGACUUCUUCAGGGCUCAGGAGCUGAGGGAACACUCGCUCACCAACACCAUGGGCGGCUACAGGGAGAGCUUCAGCAGUGUGCUGAGUUUCGGCUACACCCAGGUCUACCAGCAGGCCAGCCUGGGAGCAGACAUCCACGCAUCCGACAUCAGCCCCUUGGCCAGGAGGAAGCUCUGCCGGCUCCUGGACCCUCCAGACGCUAUGGGCAAGGACUGGUGCCUGCUGGCCAUGAACCUGGGCCUGACAGAGCUGGUGGCCAGGUUCAGCACCCCCAAUAUAAAUGGACCCCCUGGGGAGGGUGGCUUCCUUCCGAGCCCCACGGCCUUACUGCUGAAGGAGUGGAGUGGGCGUGCCGACAGCACGGUGGGCAUUCUCCUGUCCAAACUGCGUGAGCUGGGGCGCAGGGAUGCAGCCGACUUCCUCUUAAAGUCAUCACCCGUGUUCCGGGUAAACCUGGAGAGGGCGUCACAGGAUACCGAUGCUCCUACCUUCAAUGGGGGGACCUCCCAUAACUCCAUCAGUUCUGUCAUAUCCAGGUGAAAGGGUACAGUUUAAACAUGAUGCACAAUCUAACUAAAACUUCCCUUUUCUGUCCAUCUCCCAUGUUGCAAAAAAAACCAUGUUUAUUCACACUGCUACCAUUCCUGUAAUAAGCACAGGUUGUUCCUUCACCAGAAAAAACUGAAGAAAAAUUCUGAAAAAAAAAUUGUGAAAACUGAUGACCAAUAGUAUUUUUCUGUUUGAGCGUUUGUAUAUUUAACAUAAUAUCUUAGCAUAUGGCUGUAUAAAUAAACAAAAUCUAUGACAUUGAAAAUAUGACUCCAAGAAAAUAUUAACAGCUGUAAUAAUGUAUGCAUGUGUGUGUGAGUGCACUUAUGCUCAGUGUUACAAUUUUUGUGUCUUCAAUCCUCAUCGUCUGUAAUGGUCAAAAGGUGGGUGUCUGAGAAGUUAGUUUCCAUGUACAGCACACCCCUUGGUCAGGAGCAGUUUAGCUCCCUCCCUUUGACCACAUAAAUCUGUGUAAGGGCUUAGAUACUCUAGAUAGCUCUACUUCACCAAUAAAAUACACCCUACCCUCUGGAUCAAAGAUAAAGCAUGUCCCACUGGUGUUAUUAUGCAAUAUGCUUUUGUAAAAGACUGAGAUAAGCUUUCAGGAGGAGUAUUAAUUCCCUUAUAGUAGAGCCAUGUUUUAAAUUGCAUAAGGAAUUAUAGCAAAGGUGCACAGUAAAGUUGAAAAGGCUGGUUAAUUUUAUAUUGACACCCAGAACUUAUCCAGUCAAGUUGGAACAGACCACAUUGGUGAUUCCUGUAAGAGGGUGGUCUCUUCUUCUGUGAAGCAUGUAAAAUGCACAAAUUCCACGUCAAUUAACCAUUCAAAAGAACAAAACAAAAUCCCUAUAUACUUUUAAAGAUUUCCAUUCUACGUGCUGGUGGUAUAACUGACCAGCUAACACCAUUUUUGAUUGUUUUGUAUUUUGCAUAGUAGAAGUACAAAUCAAAAACUUAAAUAGUAAAUGUGUGGACAUUUUUUGGGGGGGUUGGGAUGUUUUUUGGCAUUUGAUGCAAUAAAUGAUGGUAUGAUACCAUGCCUUAGAUAAAUACUCUAUUCUGAUUGGUUAACAAGCCUAUUGGUUGUAUUUUAUUUGUGUAUAAGCAUGGUAAUCCGGGUACUUUGCCUCAUUACAGUUUUACAUAACUUUCAGAUUGUCCUCUUAGAAAUCCUGAAUUAAAAGGAAACAUAAUCAUAGCAACAUGUUAUAAUAGUUCAUUCACAAAACCAAUCUAUUUAUUACAUUUUAAACAUUCUCAGCCAACUAAUGCUUGAAUAUUCACUUCUUUUUAUGCUAUAUCAUGUUUGGAAAUAUUAUGGAAUAUUUUUUAAAUUAUUAUUAUUUUAAUCCAAAGUGUACAUCAUGAAGUCAUUUAUAGUGUCUGUUUAUAAUGUAUACUUAUUAGUAUCUUGUAAAAAAAAAAAAAUAGGCUUAAACAGUUGUGCUACUAUAUUUCAUUGGCAGCACUUUAGAAUGUUCCGACCAAAAGCAAAUGUUUUUUUUGUCAGUCAGGUUUUUCAGAAGUAAGAGGUAUGGUCAAAAUGGAUAGGAGAAGCAGUAGAUUGAGCACAUUUGGAAAUUUAAGUAUAUUCUUAAAACCCAUUUGGAGUAAAUCAAAUCACAAGAAGAACAUUGCUUUAAAUGUUCCUUCUAUUUUGGAAAGUUUGUGGCAGGAUACUUUGGAGUCACGAUAACUGAAAGCCAAAUAUCCAAAGUACCUGAAAACAUUUUACUAGAAACAACCCCAAUUUAGUAACACCCUCAAAUUGAUGUCACUUUCAUUAUAAUCAUUUCAUAUUACACAUCCAGAAUUCAACAACUCACUGUUAUCACUAAAAAUGUGUCAUAAUUAGAAAAGCAGCCCUUGAUAAAAUGUUUUACUCAAAUAACAAAAAGUGCAUUUCAGUAAGACCAAACAAAAGUGUUUGAAAGGGAAAUCGGCUAUAAAUAUUAUGUAAUUUAAACUAUUUUCCCCUCAGUGGAUUUACCAGUUACAGCAGCUUUUCAAAUCCCUUGGCUUCAGGAUUUUUUUCCAAUUAUGGAAGGCAUCAUCUUCAGGUUUGUUUUUGUUUUUUUUGUUCUGAUAUGGCAGUAUUAACCAAUCUAAGGAACAGGAAGCAUUUUAUUUAAGACGUGCAUUUUUACACACAAGUCUUUGCACAAGACAAUUGUUUUAAAUAUAUAAAAUAUGUUAUUUAAGCAUGCAAUGUAAUUCCAUGUCAUUAAUAUUGGUUUAAAUGUUAAAAUAUUGUACAUUUUUAUAAUAAAUUGUUUACCUGAU